AUGGAAUGGCUACUGGAGGGCUUGCUCAGUGUUGAGGGGAACAUGGCACUUCUCUGGGGCCAGCUGAUCCAUGUCCUGGCCUGUAGCCACUGUGGUAGCAGCUGCCUCCAGAGUCCUGGGAACCUGGUGACACUAUUCUUGUUCAUGAUUUGGCAGAUCCGGAGGUGGUGGCAGUUUAGGAAGUGGCGACAGCUUCAGCCCUGGUGCUCUGGGGACAUAAUGGAAGGCAAGGGUCUACCACUUCUGUACCACAUGGACUUCCUUGACCACCUGUGGAAACAGAGGUCAGGGGAGGAGGAGGAAGAGGUGGAGGAAGAGGAAACAUCUCUGGGUUCACUGAAGCCAUUUUCUCCUCCCAGAGAAGCUCCUAUUAAAGAGCAAACUACCAUAGUCCCACCCCAACCACCUUGUGAUUCUGAGAGCUUCCCCAAAGCCCCAGGGACACUAGAACAAAUCCUUGAACAGUCCCCAAACCCUUCCAGAUUCUUCCCCACCUUCCAGAUCCUGACCAACCUACCCGUGGGGCACAGUUCAGCAUCAAGGAGCCGACUGCAACAGAAGAAAAACCAGCUUUUCUGGGGUCUCCCCUCUCUGCACAGCGAGUCCUUGGAGGCCACCUUCCUGAUCUCAGGUGACACUUCUCCCCUGAAAUUGUCUAUUGAUCCCUCAAUCUUCUUCAACAAGCUUACCUUCCUGUCUAGACCCAAUCAGCAGCUUUCCCAGUGCCACCCUCCAAGCCAGCUUCCAAAUCAGCAAGCCCAGACUAUGAAAGAUCCGGAGAAAAUGGCCCCUGAUCCUCAGGUACUUCCAUCUCCAUCUUCCCCUCCUGUCCAACCCUUAGCCCUCCAUCUAAAGGCUUUUCCUGCAGGCCACAAGGGAGUACUACCUGGUGCUGAGGAACAUAUACAAUGGCUUACGCAACAGAGAGAGGGCCCUUGGGUCUCUGAGGUUCAAGUCUUGCACACUCAGCCUGAACUCCAAGGAACCAGCCCCUCCAACCUCUUCCCCUCAUCCAAGGCCUGUUUGGAGGUGCCGUGGGACCUUAGCCUACAACUCAGUCCAGAUUCACCCCCUGCUUCUCUGAUGUAUUCUUCUAGCCCUUCAGGAGUCCUGACUAGGUUUGAGGCCUCACGGAGGACCAUGAGGCAAAAUGAGGAUUCUGAAGCUUCUGAGCCAGUAAUAGUAGUUCCAAGCCCAACCCUAGCCUCCCUGCCAGAACCCCAGGGAGUCAGCCUUGUAGAAGGCCUGUAUGGAUCUGAGGCCCUUUGGGAAACCAUUCGGCAAAGAAAGAACUCUCAGAUCCCUGAGUUUCCAACCUUAGAUCCUUACCAACCUCUAACCUUCAUGACAGAGCCUGAAGGAACUAGUCUGUUGGGAGUUCCACCUGGAUUUGAGACUCAGUGGGGAAUGAGAGGAUAUAAAGAGAGCCCCAAAGCAUCUGAGCCCCCAGUGGCAACCCCCGGCCAACCCCCAGAUUCUCUGUCAGAAUCCCAGAAAGUCAUCCCUGAAGGAGGACUUUCUGCACCUAAGGCCUUCUGGGGAAUCAUGGAGCAAAGAGAAAACCCUCAAGCCCUUCAGUCUCCAAUGCCAGUCCCCUGCCCUGCCCCAGACACCCUGCCAGAACUCCAAGGAGGUAGUCCCUUGGGAGAUCCAUCUGGAUAUGAGGCCCAAUGGGGGUGCAGAGAAAACUCAGGGAACUCUUGGGCUUUUAAGUACACAGCCUUGGAUCACAGAGCACGCUCAGUUCCUCUGCCAGGGCUCUAUGGGACCAGUCCUACAUGUGUCCCAUCAGGAUCUGAGGCUCCAUGGAAGGGCAUGCAGGGAAGAGAAAAGCUUUGGGUUUCUGCAGACCCAGGUCCAUCUCCUGGCCCUCCCUCAGCUUCUCUGCUGGAGUCCCUUGGAAGGGGUUCCCAAGGAAUCCUGUCUAAGUCCAAAGCUCUGUGGAAGACCAUAGGGCAGAGAGAGAACCUCUGGACCUCUGAGUCCCCAGUCUCUCCUCACAGCCCACCUCUGGACCCCCUUCUAGAGCCCCACAGUAUCAAUCCUGUGAAAGGCCUCUCUGGAUCUGAACCUGCAUGGAAGGACACUGAACAUUUCUGGGCUUCUGAGCCCUCACCUCUGGCACUCAACCCACUCCCAAUAACUCUUGUACUGGAACCCUUCAGAGUUAGCCCCAUGGAAGUCCUGUUUAGCUCUGAGGCUAUAUGUGACAUACAAAAGAGAAAGAACUCCUGGGCUUCUGAGCUCCUACCUUGCAGCUCAUCCCAAGACCCAGAUGGAGCCAGCUCCCUGGGAGUAUUUUCUGACUCUGAGACUGUUGGUAGGAGCAUGGAACAUGAAGAGAAAUAUUGUGCUCCUGUGCCCCAAGUUUGGGGCCCCAGUCCACCCUCAAACUCAAUGUCAAAGUCUCUCAUAAUGGAGCCUAUUGGACACCAAUGUGACUGUAAGUUUGAGGGGACAGCACUGGAGCAGAGAGAGAACUGUUGGACCACUGAGCUCCCAGCCCCAAAGUCCAGCUUACCCCCUGUUCCUCUACCAGAGCCACUCACUGACCCUGAAUUUGUGUGGAAAAAUGUGCCACAAAGAGAGGGCCCCCAGGACCCCAGUUUUCCAGCAGUGGAUGCCCUGCAGCCAGUGCCCUGGCCUCCCACCUUAGCUGACGCUCUGAAGAUUGAUCCCAUCCAGCCUGAUCUACCCAGGGGAGAGACGCUCCCAGGAACUAAGGCAGAGACUCCACCCUCCCAGUGCGAAACUAUCCAAGGGAAGUCCACCCACCCUGAGGUCCAGUCCUGGCACUGGAGUGAAGAGUUGGGACUCAGGCUGAAGAAACUGCAGCAAAGCUCUGCCUCCAGAUCCCCAGGCUCAAAUCAAUCAUUUCCCUGCUCUCCCAUCCCAAGCUCCACAACUCCAGUCUCCUGGGGACUCUCUCCUUGCCUCCCACAGCAGACUCAUCCCUCCAAAUUGUGCCCCAACUCUUCAAGUUGCUGUCCCCCAAAAACUCAGGCCACACUACCACAGCCUGUCCAGGCCCCCCACUGUCAUCACCCCCACUCCUCCUCCCAGCCUCAGCCACAAGGCUCUGGCAAGGCAAAAGAAGGGUCUCAGAGAGAGGAGAGAGUGAAGGGGAAGAUGGUGGCUCAGGUCCCUUUCCAGGGGUCAUGUGUUCACAUGGAGGCUGGUAAGAACUGCCCAGGCCUGGGAAAGCCCUCAAAUCUUGAGGUUCUGACUUCAGGCAAGAGACAGGAUAAAGCUUUAGCCUUACCUUCAGCCAAAAAGAAAGACAGCCCCAGGAAACUCAAAGCAGGAGACCACAGAGGAGAGGGUAUAGGAUUGGCAUCAUUCACAGUUUCAGGGAAGAACCACUCUGCCAAACCCCAAAGGCUAGCAAAGGUCCCUGUAGGCAGGCCUUCCCAAAGAUCUCAGCACAGGAGCGAGAGCUCUCAAUGCACUGGUCUCUCUCAGAAGUUUCUUCCCAAGGCAGAGGGUCCCCAGGAUCAGCAAGGGGCAGGGCUGGGGACUGGUAACUUCCUGAACCCUCAGCACUGUAAGCACUGCAGGCACUGCAAGCACUGCCCUUGGGCACACGUCGAGAAGCAUCUCUCCUCUCCCCCACCUCAGGCUCCCCUUGUCAGGGGUCUCCAAAGGGUGUUAGCCAAGUUUUGGGGUCCCAUUAGACCCCUGCCCACCAAACCCAGUCAGCAAAGGAAAGACAGAUAG
Molecule: messenger RNA, 3717 nt
Organism: Choloepus didactylus (southern two-toed sloth)
Lineage: Eukaryota; Metazoa; Chordata; Mammalia; Pilosa; Megalonychidae
Gene: SPATA31G1
Product: chromosome 10 C9orf131 homolog
Exons: 2
Coding region: 1-3717 (1238 amino acids)
Source: RefSeq, a predicted model, not a curated record